AUGUUAUUUCCACCUUGAAAAGUGAAAAACUGUAUUAUAGCUGAUAGAAAUCACUUAUUCACUAAAUAAACCCCAUUUUCCACAAAAAUUCUUUUGAUCGGUUAACAAUGGUACUUGAGGCUACGAUGAUAUGUAUUGAUAAUUCUGAGUGGAUGCGUAAUGGUGAUUACCCACGUAAUCGAUUUGAAGCUCAAUCUGAUGCUUUUAGUUUCAUUUGUGGUGCUAAAACUCAGUCAAAUCCUGAGAAUACAGUUGGAGCAUUGACCAUGGCUGGCAAAGGAGUUCAUGUAUUAGUCACUCCGACCAGCGACCUAGGGAAAAUGUUAGCUUGCAUGCAUGGAUUAAAUAUCGGUGGUGAGAUGAAUUUGGCUGCUGGACUCCAGGUGGCACAGUUGGCUCUGAAGCAUCGGCAAAACAAAAAGCAACAGCAGAGGAUCAUUCUUUUUGCUGGCAGCCCUGUUAAACAAGACAAGAAGGUUUUGGAAAUGAUUGGAAGAAAGUUGAAGAAGAAUAGCGUAGCUCUUGAUGUUGUUAAUUUUGGUGAAGAAGAUGAGGAGAAGGCUGAGAAGCUUGAGGCAUUAGUUGCUGCAGUUAACAACAGUGAUAGCAGUCACAUCUUUCAUAUUCCUCCCGGUCCUACUGCUCUUGCUGAUGUGCUAAUAAGUACUCCUAUCUGCACCGGAGAUGGUGAGGGUGGAAGUGGAUUUGCUGCAGCAGCAGCUGCAGCUGCUGCUGGUGCAGGGCCUGGCUAUGAUUUUGGUGUUGAUCCUAACUUGGAUCCUGAGCUUGCUCUGGCACUUCGAGUUUCAAUGGAGGAGGAAAGGGCUAGACAAGAAGCUGCAGCAAAGAAGGCUGCAGAAGAAGCUGCAAAACAAGAAAAAGGAGAAAUGCAAUCAACUUCCCAGGAUGUUACAAUGACUGAGAAUGUCAGUGCCAGAACGUCUGAAACUGAAAACAAGGCGGCUGAUCUAAUGGAUGAUGAGAAUGCCCUGUUACAACAAGCACUUGCAAUGUCGAUGGAUGAUUCUUCCUCCAACAUUGCUACAAAAGACGUGGACAUGUCAGAAGCAGCUUCUGCAGAUCAAGACUUGGCACUAGCUCUUCAAAUGUCUGUGCAGGACAAUGCAAAAGAUGAUUUAAACCAGCCAGAUGUGACUAAAUUGUUGGCAGACCAAUCAUUCGUGUCAUCAAUUCUUGCUUCACUUCCAGGUGUUGAUCCAAAUGAUCCUUCAGUUAAAGAUUUACUUGCUUCUAUGCAAGGCCAGUCUGAGCAGAAGGAUGAAGACAAGGAACAAAAAGAGGACAAGAAGUGAUGAUGCCUAAAUCUAGUAUACACCACAGGCUAAGAAGUUGAGAUUGUAAUCAACAAAUGAUGCAGAUUGAUGAAAUUGUUUCUGGGAGUUGGGCUUAAAGAAUUUUUUUGUGGAAAAGAAUUUAAACCACAUGUUACUCUUGUCCCAUGCUUCUCAAUUUGAAGUAUAGUUUACUGAGAAAAUGCCAAUCGUCCCACUUGUGAUUACUAUUUUCUCUAUUGAAAUGCAAGAAACAUGGUGCCUAAUUGUCAUUGCAAAACUUAGUUUUGAGUUUGGCUCGGUUUUGAUGUCAUACUUUUGUUGGUUUGCCGGAGUUGUACCUAUAGAUGAUGUUUCGAUUAUCGUACUACUUAGUUUUAGUUACUAUUUCCUUUUCAGGCA
Molecule: messenger RNA, 1694 nt
Organism: Lycium ferocissimum
Lineage: Eukaryota; Viridiplantae; Streptophyta; Magnoliopsida; Solanales; Solanaceae
Product: 26S proteasome non-ATPase regulatory subunit 4 homolog
Exons: 11
Coding region: 108-1313 (401 amino acids)
Biological process (GO): proteasome-mediated ubiquitin-dependent protein catabolic process
Cellular component (GO): cytosol; proteasome regulatory particle, base subcomplex; nucleus
Molecular function (GO): polyubiquitin modification-dependent protein binding
Source: RefSeq, a predicted model, not a curated record